AUGUCAGACCUUGACCCUCGAUCAAGCUUCGUUGCACGAGAUUGGCAGUACAGCGUUCUCCCAAUCACAGCACCUUUUGAUGCCCAGAUCGAGUCACGUGACUUGGCCUGGGCAGCCACAGCGGCCAUCAGCGAUCCCUACUCCGCCUGGGGCGGUCUUGCAAAUAGCCUUUCGGGUAUGAGCGGCACUGGGAAUGAAAAUUUCACGGGCAUUACCACUCCUUUCAUACCCCAAGGAGGCUUUCAAAGCUGGACCACUCAGCAGGCUCUCGGUGUCGAAGCUUGGAAACCCAUAUUUUACCCUCACUGUGUUCCACCAUUGGAUCCAAACCCUGUGAGCUCUUUUGACUCGAUCUCACACAACCAUGAACAUUGGGUCGGGCAGAUUUCUGUUCAACCCCUGAGUAAUCUGCCUGCACAACCGAACGGGGGUGAGAUCUCAACGAACGUGCACGGUAUCCAUCAGACAGGACAAGGGAUAUAUUGUCAACAAUGCGAUUCGCAGUUCUCUAACCGAGCACUCCUCGAAUGCCACGCGAAAGAGACCCAGCAUUCGCCAUAUCGCUGUCGGUGUGGCAAAACAUUCUCGAGACUCGAUGUACUUCAUCGACACAUUCAGACUUUUCAACGCGAAGUUUCUUAUCCCUGCCCUCACUGCAAGAAACGCCGCGGUCCACGGGCAUUCGUCCGACUUGACCAUCUCACACAACACCUCCGAGGUUAUCACAAUAUGGAAUCUGUGGAUGAAUCAGAGGCGGCCCAUUCUCAACAGUCACCCCGGAAACGAAAGGCGACAUUCAGCUGUCCUCACGAGACCUGCUCGCAUCCCAGAGGGAUGGCUUCCCUGCCAGACGAACCAGCGAUGAAUCGGACAUUCCUGACUCGUGGCGAGUUCACCAAACACCUCCGUGAAGUUCACGAUGAGAGCCUUUUUCCGUGUGUAGAAAUUGGUUGUUGCCGUAUCGGCAGCAGGGGCUUCUUCAGGAAGAAGGACCUGUUGAACCAUGUGAAGGAGCACCACACUGACGCCGAAUUCCAACCAAGUGCGAUCUGAAUUUCCGUGACUUUCGUUAUCUCUUCUUUUGGCGAUCUUGGGAAUUUCAAAGAGACCUAACAUCUCUUGCACCAUGUUAUCACACUUUUUCUUUUCGGGUUUUUCUGCACAUCGAAGAUCGAGGAGCUAGCUUUUGGAGUCGCUCAUCCAUCGGAAUGAAAAUUCUUCAUUGUCAUCCUGGAAAUUGAAUUUAUGAAUUCUGGUCAUUCUCUUUGAUAAUCAAUCUCAACGCCUGUGCAGACUGCACUAAGAACUGCUGUUCAGUCUCAUCCAAAUCCACUUGAAACGGCGAGAUACCCUUCCUUCCUAAGACAGCCGGCAAGCUGAGACAGCAGCCCAAAUCCUCCUGCCAAUGGCUCAGUGGCAAAAUCUUCCGAUGAUC
This is a messenger RNA of Hyaloscypha bicolor E, 1435 nucleotides long. RefSeq lists its product as uncharacterized. Gene Ontology annotation, molecular function: DNA-binding transcription factor activity, RNA polymerase II-specific; RNA polymerase II transcription regulatory region sequence-specific DNA binding. The record is from RefSeq and is a predicted model, not a curated record. The transcript is spliced from 3 exons. Lineage: Eukaryota; Fungi; Ascomycota; Leotiomycetes; Helotiales; Hyaloscyphaceae. Gene Ontology annotation, biological process: regulation of transcription by RNA polymerase II. Gene Ontology annotation, cellular component: nucleus. The coding region runs from base 1 to 1053 and encodes 350 amino acids.